Messenger RNA from Ostertagia ostertagi, 468 nucleotides. Lineage: Eukaryota; Metazoa; Nematoda; Chromadorea; Rhabditida; Trichostrongylidae. The record is from the annotation of a GenBank genome assembly.
AUGUUCUCCCUCGCACUGCUGGUUUUCUUCCUAGCGAGUGUCAUCGACGGACAAGAGACACCUCUGCCACCAGACAUGAAAGAAGUGUUCAUGGAGCUCAACAGUAUGUACAAGCCAAGCUUGGUAUGGGAUGACCGCUUGGCGAAAGAAGCGCUUGAAGAAUCACGCCAGCCACAUACUUUGAAAGCCGACGCGAAGGUCAUGGCUACAAGGACCUUUUGGAAGAAAGAUCAAGAACCAACGAAAGAGAUGCUGGAAACCAUGAAAGAUCGUUUUGCUCAAAGAAAAGAUAGGGUGGACGAACUUCCAAUGUCACCAGAUACGGUAAUGCAAGUGGCCAUCUGUUUCAUCAAACAGACGCCAGCAAGUACCGAACUGAAACCAUCCCGGCCACCGAUGUUUUUCGGUUGUAAACCAACUCGUCUAUUGGACUGGGGCGUUUUGUUUGUUUCCAGCGAACAGAUUUGA